AUGACAAGAUCAGCUAUUAAUCUUUAUCAAGUUGAUUGCUAGAACUCUUCAAUUUUAUUAGAUGAUUAAGAAUACAAUAUUAGACCAACCAUAGAUUCAUUUUAGGCAUUGACACUUAAAUUAAUAGAUAAACCAAUAAUAGAUUUAGGAGAAUUAUAUUAAAAUAAUACUUUCUCUGAUCAUACAACUACUAAUAAAUCUAUGAUUAGAAGAUUCUCUCAUAAAAAGAAAAUAGAAGUUUAAGUUGUAAAUUUGAAAGAAUAAAAACCUAUUGAAUAAAAAUAAUAAGAUCACUAAGAAGUUUAUAAAAAAUAAAUGAAUACUAAUAGUAUUAAUAGACAUUCAUUAAUUAUGAAAUAAUAAAUAAGAGAUUUAACAAGUAAAAUAAUCUAAAAUAAAUAGAACAUAUGUACAUUGAUAAUUUUGAUGCAAAUGAAUAUAGAAAGAAAAUUUAAUAAUAGGCAGAGAAUUUAGAAAAAGAAAUGAAAUAAUGUGAUAGAUCAUUUCAGAUUAAAAAAGUAUCUGAAAAAUCUAUAGAUAUUAGUAGUAAUUUGAAUUAAACUGUCAAGCCAACAACAGCUCCUUAAGGUUAAAGAAGAACAUAAUAUAUUAUAAAUAAAAAAAUAAUAGAUUUAAAUGUCACUUUACCAUAAUUUAAAAGAUAAUUAACUCCAGUAGAUCACAAACGAACUUCUAAAGUUCGAAAUGUUUCUGUGGCUUGAUUAUAGUUUAUUAUAUAAAUUUUUAUUAACUUUAUAUAUAACCUGAUAUUUUUUUACGAUUUAAAUUUUUAUUAUCUUAAUAUAUUAUAAUACAUUAAUAAUGUCUGGGCCUCGAAUUAUAGGCAAUUACAUUUGUAACAAUUAAAAAUUAUUGGGAGAAGGACUAAUGUGUACAGUAUUUAAAUAAGUAAUUCAAGGUUUAUGAAGCAAAACAUUGUGAAACUAAUAAAUAUGUGGCAUUAAAAUAAAUAUAAAAAAAGUCAAAAAUAGAAAAAAGAUUAACAGCUGAAAAAUUAAAAGAAUCAUAUGAUUUGGAAAUUAAAAUUUUAGAAAAAUGUAAGAAAAAUAAUCAUAAGAAUGUCAUUGAACUUUUAGAUAACUUUGAAACAUAGGAACAUUAUAAUAUAGUUUUAGAAUUAUGUGAUUGUAAUAUAGAAUAACAUAUCUAUUUAAGCAAAUCUUAAAGAAUAUAUUGAAAAAAAAAAAGAUAAAAGAUUAACUGAACGGGAAGCAGUUGAUAUUUUAAUUUAAAUAGUUGAAGGAGAAAAAUGGUAUUUAUUUAUAUUUAUUUUAUUGUCUUCAUGAAAUAAACUAUUGUCAUAGAGAUAUUAAGCCAGAAAAUAUAUUAGUUAAAGAUGGUUGGAUAAAAAUAACAGAUGUGAAUUUAGCAAAAUAUAUAGACAAUAUGUUAAUGACAACAUAAUCACUUGUGGGAACUCCUUUUUAUUCAGCACCCGAAGUUAAUAAAAAAUAAAAAUAUUCACCAUACAAAGCUGAUAUAUAUUCAUUAGGCGUUGUCUUCUACGAAAUGUUAUACGGUUUACUAAAGAAAUAAUAAAAUAGUAUUGAUUUUAAAGAGAAAAUUAAGAAAAGCAAUAUCUAAAUUAAUGAUAUCUUAAAAAAUUUGAUUCUCAAAAUGGUUCAAGAAAAUCCUUAAGAUAGAGCAGAUUGGUUAUAUGUAUCUUCUUGUAUAUACUAAUAUGUAAUUAAUACAUAAACUAAUUCUGAUUCAAUUUAAAUUAUUUCAUCAUUCUAUUUUAAUGCUUGGUAAGAAAAAUAUCAAUUUUUGAAACAAAUAAUAUUAGACUUAUGCUUAUUAUAAAUUGAUGAUGCAAGCAUAUAUUUAUAUUAAAGUGGACUUUUGAUUAUUAAACUUUUAAUUAAAUAUGUAGAAGAAAAAAUCUUAGAAUUAUAAACUGCAAAAAAAGGUGAUGAGGUUAAACAUUAUAAAGAAGAAUAAACGUUUCUAUCUGACUAUCGAAACGAAUAUUUGAUGAAUGUUAAGUUCAAAUAUUAUUUAUUUUAUUUAGGACUUGGUAUUCUAAUACAAAAAAGGAAAUAAUAUUUUGUAAUUCUAAAGAUUUGGAAGAAGAAUUUAAAUACAUAGAGAGAAGCAAAUAGUUUGAUAAACAUUUUUAGAGUUAUUUAGCUUAUUUUUUUAAUCAGUUGAAUUCUUUAAAUUUCUAAGAUAAUAAAUUGAUGUUCAAAAAGAAAUUGAUAUAACUUAAAUUAUUGAUAGCUUGUGAUCAAAUAAAUGAUUUUGUAAAAUAUAUAUUCUAAAUAUUAGGAAUAAGUGGAAAUACUAUUAAGUUAAAGUUAGUUAUCAUAAGGGAAAAAUAUUUUAGGCUUUGUGUAAUAUGUUGAGGAAAUCUAGAUGGUAGAAGACUAUAUAAGAGCAUUACAACCUAUAAUAAAUUAAAUCCUUAAUGAUGAAUGA
Molecule: messenger RNA, 2439 nt
Organism: Paramecium pentaurelia
Lineage: Eukaryota; Ciliophora; Oligohymenophorea; Peniculida; Parameciidae
Source: the annotation of a GenBank genome assembly